AUGGUCUCUUUCACCAAGCUUUUCACCGCCGGCCUCGUCGCCACUUCGGCCAUGGCCGCCCCCAUGCAUGCCAAGCGCUCCUCGAGCAAGCGCGGUGCCGCCUACAACGACAUCAGCACCGUGUCGGCUCUGGCCGAUGCUGGCACCAUCUCGUGGGCCUACAACUGGGCCGGUGAUCUCUCUGGUUCGCUCCCCUCAGGCGUCGAAUACGUCCCCAUGCUCUGGGGCCAGAAUAUGUUCGGCGGCUGGGUGACCGCCAUCCAGACCGCUUUGUCUAGCGGCAGCACCUACAUUCUGGGAUUCAACGAGCCCGACAUGACCUCCCAGGCUAACAUGAGCCCCUCGGAUGCUGCUAGCUACUACCAGACCUACAUCACCCCGUGGUCUGGCCAGGCGAAGCUGAUCUCGCCCGCCGUCACCUCCUCCACUACCGCCGGAUUGGGUCUUGACUGGUUUGAGUCUUUCAUCGGUAGCUGCUCCAGCUGUGGUAUCACCGGUUUGGCCGUUCACUGGUACGGUGACACUGCCGACGAUUUCAAGUCCUUUGUCACCAAGGCCGCCAGUGCUGCUUCCAGCAACAACCUGUCCGAGCUCUGGAUCACCGAGUUUGCUCUCAACGCUGAUGUCAAUGGCUCUGCCGAUCCCUCUGCUACUGCUGCUUUCCUCAACGAGGUGAUCCCUUGGUUGGAUGAGCAGUCUGCUGUCACUCGUUACUCUUACUUCAUGUGCGCUGAGAACUACUUGCUCAGCGGCAGCACUCUCAACCUGGCUGGCAAGGCUUACGUCUCGUAA
Molecule: messenger RNA, 792 nt
Organism: Penicillium roqueforti
Lineage: Eukaryota; Fungi; Ascomycota; Eurotiomycetes; Eurotiales; Aspergillaceae
Product: glycoside hydrolase family 128 protein
Exons: 1
Coding region: 1-792 (263 amino acids)
Biological process (GO): fungal-type cell wall polysaccharide metabolic process
Cellular component (GO): fungal-type cell wall
Source: RefSeq, a predicted model, not a curated record